Messenger RNA from Sinocyclocheilus grahami, 2115 nucleotides. RefSeq names its product cyclic AMP-responsive element-binding protein 3-like protein 3-A. The record is from RefSeq and is a predicted model, not a curated record. Bases 137 to 1423 code for a protein of 428 amino acids. Lineage: Eukaryota; Metazoa; Chordata; Actinopteri; Cypriniformes; Cyprinidae. Gene Ontology annotation, molecular function: RNA polymerase II cis-regulatory region sequence-specific DNA binding; DNA-binding transcription factor activity, RNA polymerase II-specific. Gene Ontology annotation, biological process: regulation of transcription by RNA polymerase II. Gene Ontology annotation, cellular component: nucleus. The transcript is spliced from 10 exons.
GCGUUGGAGUUCGAACUUUGUCCUGGGUGAGCAGAGGGACAAAGACAGAGUAAGGAUUGACAGAUAUUUUGGUUUUGCCCCAUUUUUGGCGUUUUUUCAAGGAUAUUUUAGACCGCGUUACCCCUGGGUCACAGUAAUGGAGCACUAUUCAGACCAGGGUGGUGAAGGGUUAGAACUACUUGAUUUGCUCUUUGAUAAGAAUGACGGCAUCUUACGGCAUGAGACUAUGGGACCACAAAUCGAUCAGCUUUGGCCAGUUCAAGAUCCUCAUAUGAUGAUGCCCGCUCAGGGUAAAAAGGACUUCUUCAAUGCACUUUUAGGUGGGUAUGACUCUGUUUCUGGAUCUCCAGUUUGGUCGCCCUCUCCUAGCGACAGCGGAAUCAGCGAAGAUCCUCAUUCGGAUCACAUCGACAGUCCGCCGCCAACCACAAGCCCUCCUUUGGAGCCUAGCAUCGUUGUAUCCCAGGCGCAACACAAUCUCGACACCAACUUCCCAUUUAAUUUCAAUGGCUGGGAGACUGGCUUCCUCCCAGACAGGGCCGGAGGGAUGCAGCGUGCAUCUGAAACACCACAGGCACAACCGAACACUGGAUUCCCUCUUACUGUCAAGGACCUGCUGCUAUCUGGCACACUAGAGCCUGCCACAAAGGCGACCCAGCAGUCCUACCAGGAGCUGGUUCUCACAGAGGAUGAGAAACGACUAUUUGCCAAGGAAGGACUGACUCUGCCAAAUCAGUUCCUGCUUACCAAGUACGAGGAAAGGAUUCUGAAGAAAAUCCGCCGAAAGAUCCGCAACAAGCAGUCGGCCCAAGAGAGCAGGAAGAAGAAGAAAGAAUACAUCGACGGCCUGGAGAGCAGGAUGGUGGCAUGCAGCACACACAACCAGGAUCUGCAGAGGAAAGUCUUCCAGCUGGAGAAAUGCAACAUCUCCCUGAUGGAACAGCUGCGUCGGCUGCAGGUGAUGGUCAUGAAUGGAGCUAACAAAACGGCCCAGACUGGGACCUGCAUUCUGGUGCUGCUUCUGUCUUUCACCUUGAUUCUGCUGCCCAAUCUGAAGCCCUUCACAGAUACCAAGGUCAGCCAACAUGGAGACUUCAGCCCAUUGAGAGUUCAGUCACGGUCACUGCACAACCUUCAGUCUUCUCGCGUGCUGCGCGCCCUGGAGCAUCCGUUCUCCGCGUCGGAGGACUCCAAAAUGCUCCCACGCUUCUCUGAGGAUAAAAGUAUGGCGGCGAUAGCGUCGCUGCUGGGAGGACUUCACAGGAGACCAGAAUUCACCAAUUACGAUUCUGAAUCUCACAACCACAGUUUAGACCACCAUGACGACCAUCACCAUGGAGACCCCAUCACUGGGCAUGUAGCAACAGUGACCUUGAAUCCACGACGUGGCUCAAGGCAGAGUCCUCAUGCUGAUGAUAUGUGAAGGGCAGAAGGGGAUUUAUCCGGGGAUUUGUCAAAACUCCUUUAACAGCGCUUUUGAAGACAGCAGCCAGCCAACAGAUUGCUGGCAGCUCUUUUUUCUUUCUUCUUUCUGCUGAAGUAAUUUUAAAAGAUACAGUACAUAGCUGCUUAUUUAUAUAUUAUCAAACUUUGGAUAAAAUAACAAGUCCAAUUUUAUCUGUUGAUUUGGAAUGCUGGAAAUGCAUUCGCUCACAUUUUAAGCUUGCCUUAAGCAGAUAAUCUUUACUUUUCGUUAAAAUGCAGUGGGGUCCAAACUAAAUUUUUUAUUUUAAAUAAUAAUUUUUGCGAGAAUAACUGGCUGACUGAGUGUACAUUAUCUUGCUUGUUUAUUUAGGCUACAUGCUAAAGAAACAUGGCAUAUUGAUAUGGAAUAUUUUACAAUCUUACCUGUAAAUCUUCAGCUAUGAAAAAAAAUAGUCCACUAUACAAGGUACAGAACAAUCGGACUAGACGAAUGCUGAAAUAAUAUUGCCGUGGAAAUAUCAUAAUAUUUGGAAAUAUCAGGCUGCUCAAUGAUGUGAUUGACCAAUUAGAACCAAGUAUUCAGAGCGUCAAAAGUUGAAGUAAAAAAGAAUGAAUUCAAAAGUUCAGUGCAAACAAUGAAAUCUGACUAACAUUUUCAAAUGUUAAAUAUUUAAUAUUUAUUUUACUCCC